AUGUGUAUCGCAAUCAUGUGGAGUCCCUCACAAGAGAAACUCGUCCUGGACCUGAUGAUGAUGAUGAAAAUGAAAAAACCAUUGAAGAUGUCGAAGAGGGUUGCAGAGGAAUCGCCCGGGUCAAGUGGACCCGCAAAAAAAGUCUCGACAAUAUACCUUCCACAUACAAUACCUUCCGUGUCUAAUUCUACAGAGCUUGAUAUAAACGUCUUAAAAUUCCAAAACAAGAAGUUGGCCAAUCGUAUUGAACAACGUAAGCGAACAGAAAACGAGCUAAAGGGGAGAAUUGAUCAGCUUGAGAGUCGUCAAACACAGGACGAUGCUGUACUCAAUGCUGUUAAUCGCUAUUGGAAUCAAUUCAAUGAGGACAUUCGCAUCCUCCUACAGAGAUUUGAUGCUGAGACUGCUGACGAGCAAGAAAGUAAGAAUGAAAGUGAAGUAACGACAUCAUUUCUUGUGCAGCUAUCAACAUGGGAUAAGAAGGAACUUGAUGAGAAUCUUGCAAAUCGUGUUCAGAUUUCAAAGAGAGCCGUGGGAAAAAUUAUUCAAGUCUUUGAUCGCUUAAUGCAACGUAAUGAUAAAAUAUUACAAGAGCUAAGAGAUAAACCUGGCGGAACGUCAAUGACAAAUGUUGCAACACUACACUUAGAAGAGUUAAAAAAGGAACUCGAUGAGUACAAAGAGCUCUCUGCAAAUCGAUUACAAGAAAUCGAGAAGUUAAAUGAAGAAAAAGCUCAGGCAAUCACAGAAAUAGAUAAACUUAAGAUGGAUAUGCGCCAUCUUCCAGAAUCUGUCAUCACUGAAACGACUGAAUACAAAAUCCUGCAGUCUCAAUUCUCAGUUCUCUACAAUGAGUCGAUGCAAAUCAACACAAUGUUAGAUGAAGCACGAGCUCAACUAGCCAAAAGUCGUACAGAAUAUCAACGAUAUAUUGAAGUAUUAGAAAGUAAUGAACUUGAGGAGCAGAAGAAGUUACGCAAUGAGUUGUUGCAGAAACAAUACAUUCUUGAUCAAACAAGAAAAGAGUUUGAGAAUUUACGAAACAAGUAUGAACAGAAUUUAGCAGCAAAUGAGCAGACAGCUCCGAUAAAUCGUGAAAUGAGACUUCUGAUUACUUCACUUCAAGAUCGUAAUAUGCGUUCGAAGAAAGAAGCUCAAAGAUAUAAAGCUUCGAAGAAAGAACUGAUGGCUGAAAAUACAAAGCUUCGUAAAGAGGUUGNAAAGAAUCGAAACAUGUUGCAUUGA
This is a messenger RNA of Clunio marinus, 1245 nucleotides long. Lineage: Eukaryota; Metazoa; Arthropoda; Insecta; Diptera; Chironomidae. The record is from the annotation of a GenBank genome assembly.